This is a messenger RNA of Trichoderma gamsii, 894 nucleotides long. Its product is annotated as eukaryotic translation initiation factor 3 subunit G. Gene Ontology annotation, cellular component: cytoplasm; eukaryotic translation initiation factor 3 complex. The coding region runs from base 1 to 894 and encodes 297 amino acids. NCBI's taxonomy places the organism in Eukaryota, Fungi, Ascomycota, Sordariomycetes, Hypocreales, Hypocreaceae. The transcript is spliced from 3 exons. Gene Ontology annotation, molecular function: RNA binding; translation initiation factor activity. The record is from RefSeq and is a predicted model, not a curated record.
AUGGCUACCGCAACCGCAGCGCCGCCCAAGGCCAAGCAUGACUGGGCCGACGACGACGACAUCGAGGAGACCUCCUCCGAACUCCCUCCUCCUCAGACCAUCUCUAACAAAGACGGCACCAAGACCAUCAUCACCUACCGAUACAACGACCAGGGCCAGAAAGUCAAGACGACUCGCCGCAUCCGCUACAUCACCCAAACCGAGACAGUCAACCCCCGUGUCGCACACCGGAAAACGUGGCCCAAGUUCGGCCUGAGCGCCAAGGACCCCCCGGGCCCUGCCCCCGAUACUACCUCCGUCGGCGAGAACAUCAUCUUCCGACCCAGCGUCUCCUGGCGUAAGGAUGCCAAGGAGGAGAGCACCGACCAGAGCGCCCAGGCCAUGAAGGCCCAGCUCAAGGACAAGCAGGUCAAGUGCCGUAUCUGCAACGGCGGACAUUUUACAGCCAGGUGUCCCUACAAGGACACGAUGGCGCCUGUUGGCGAGACGAGCGGCGGCGAUGCUCCCCCCGUGGACGACGUGGCAGCUGCUGCUGGUGCUGCCGGUGCUGGAAAGAAGGGCUCAUACGUCCCCCCUGCUCUGCGUGGCGACCGUGGAGGAGCUGGCGAGCGCAUGGGCGGAUCAAAAUUCGGCGAGAGGGACGACUUUGCGACACUGCGUGUCACCAACGUCUCCGAGAUGGCGGAAGAGUCAGAACUGCGCGAUAUGUUCGAGCGCUUCGGUCGUGUCACCAGAGUCUUCCUUGCCAAGGACCGGGAAACCGGCAUGGCCAAGGGCUUUGCUUUCAUCAGCUUCGCAGACCACAGCGAUGCUGUUACAGCAUGCAACAAGAUGGACGGAUUCGGUUUCAAGCAUCUCAUUCUCAGGGUCGAGUUUGCCAAGAAGGCUCAGUAA